Molecule: messenger RNA, 864 nt
Organism: Gymnodraco acuticeps
Lineage: Eukaryota; Metazoa; Chordata; Actinopteri; Perciformes; Bathydraconidae
Product: dynactin subunit 6-like
Exons: 7
Coding region: 59-646 (195 amino acids)
Biological process (GO): mitotic spindle organization
Cellular component (GO): dynactin complex
Molecular function (GO): dynein complex binding
Source: RefSeq, a predicted model, not a curated record
AUGAGCUCGGAGCCAGGAUCUACAAUCAAAUAUCGAUAACGCCUUGAUUGUUGUGAGGAUGUCAGACUGCAAGCAGAUCGCCGCUCAGAAGAGCGCUAAGAUCGCAGCAGGAGCAGUGGUGUGUGUGGAGAGCGAGAUCAGAGGAGAUGUGACCAUCGGAGCCCGGACCGUGGUGCACCCCAAAGCCCGGAUCAUCGCGGAGGCGGGGCCCAUCAUCAUCGGAGAGGGGAACCUGAUCGAGGAGCAGGCGCUCAUCAUCAACAGUUACCCGGAAAACCAGCUGCCGGACUCUGAGGGCGCGGAGCAGAAAACCAUGACCAUCGGGACCAACAAUGUGUUUGAAGUGGGAUGUGUGUCUCAGGCCCUGAACAUAGGAGACAACAACGUGAUCGAGUCAAAGGCUGACCUGGGCAGGAGGGUGGUGCUGAGCAGCGGCUGCAUCGUGGGCGCCUGCUGCCAGCUCAACACCUGCGAGGUGGUGCCGGAGAACACGGUGGUGUACGGCUGUGGCACCAACCGCCGCCUGCAGAGCGAGAAGCCUCAGCCUCAGACUCUGCAGCUGGACUUCCUGAUGAAGAUCCUGCCAAACUACCACCAUCUGAAGAAGACAGUGAGAGGAAACAGCACCACCCCUGUGAGGAACUGACUCCCCCUUCUUUACAUCCACAUGUGAGGAUCUCACUCCACCCUCUUUACCUCCACCCGUGAUAAUCAUUUUUCAGCAGUUUCUGCUUUUUCACUUCUUUUUCUGAUCUAUUUUAGACCUGACAUUGUAAAUCUCCUUGUUAAUUAAUUACAUUUAAAUGUCUUUAUAAUUGUUCUGGUAAAGAUUGCAAUAAAUAUUAUCUUCAUUUUUCAAAUAUA